GCAACAACACUUAUUUGUUUUAGUUUUGUGUGCUGUGCUGUUGGCUUCUUCUGAUGCACUAAUUCAGCAAAUUUUCUAGUAGAGGUUAUCGUGAGAUUGCAGGCCGAGAGGAUGGCCGCUCGAGUGUAUUUCUCAUUGACUGCUGUUUUAUUGUGUUUGAUCGGAUACUUGAGCAUAACUCAUGCUAAUCAAAGACGAACCACAGUGGAUGGUUACUGUCCGGCGACGCUGACGGUCGUGCCAUCCCAUCGAGGAUGUACCUCUGAUGACGACUGCCCUGGAGGACACAAAUGCUGUCGAUUUGACUGUGGUCCUGUUUGUGUGCUGCCUGUUUUCAUGAAGCCAGGGCAAUGCCCCAUACCGGAGAUGAUUCCACUGUGUGCUGAAGGUUGUUUCCAUGAUGGCCAGUGUCCUGCCACACAGAAAUGUUGCCCCGCCACUGGUGGCUUUGCAUGCAGUGAACCACGUGGUCAGGGAAGCGGUCAGGCAAGUUGUCAAGUAAGGGGCCAGGCAAGUGGCAUUGGCCAGGGCAGUGUCAAGGGAGGUGGCAUUGGCCAGGGCAGCAGUAUUGGUCAUGGUAUUGGUGGCGUUGGCCAAGGCAGCAUCAAGGGAGGCAGCAUUGGACAGGGAAGUAAUAUUGGUCGCAGCAUUGGCCAGGGAAGUGGAAUUGGCCAGGGCAGCAUCAAGGGAGGCAGCAUUGGCCAGGGAAGUGGAAUUGGCCAGGGCAGCAUUGGCCAGGGAAGUGGAAUUGGUCACGGUACUGGUGGCAUUGGCCAGGGAAGUGGAAUUGGUCACGGCAUUGGCCAGGGAAGUAGUAUUGGUCACGGUAUUGGUGGCAUUGGCCAGGGAAGUGGAAUUGGUCACGGCAUUGGCCAGGGAAGUAGUAUUGGUCACGGCAUUGGCCAGGGAAGUAGUAUUGGUCACGGUAUUGGUGGCAUUGGCCAGGGAAGUGGAAUUGGUCACGGCAUUGGUCAGGGAAGUGGAAUUGGUCACGGCAUUGGCCAGGGAAGUGGAAUUGGUCGCGGCAUUGGCCAGGGAAGUAGUAUUGGUCACGGCAUUGGCCAGGGAAGUAGUAUUGGUCGUGGCAUUGGCCAGGGAAGCGGAAUUGGCCAGGGCAGCAGUAUUGGUUACGGUAUUGGCGGUGUUCGCCAGGGGAGCAUCAAGGGAGGCAGCAUUGGCCAGGGAAGUGGAAUUGGCCAGGGUAGUAGUAUUGGUCACGGUAUUGGCGGCAUUGGCCAGGGAAGUGGAAUUGGCCAGGGCAGCAUCAAGGGAGGCAGCAUUGGCCAGGGAAGUGGAAUUGGCCAGGGUAGUAGUAUUGGUCACGGUAUUGGCGGCAUUGGCCAGGGAAGUGGAAUUGGCCAGGGCAGCAUCAAGGGAGGCAGCAUUGGCCAGGGAAGUGGAAUUGGCCAGGGCAGCAGUAUUGGUCGCCGCAUUGGCCAGGGAAGUGGAAUUGGCCAGGGUAGUAGUAUUGGUCGCGAAAUUGGCGGCAUUGGCCAGGGAAGUGGAAUUGGCCAGGGCAACAGUAUUGGUCGCGGCAUUGGCCAGGGAAGUAGUAUUGGUCACGGCAUUGGCCAGGGAAGUAGUAUUGGUCGUGGCAUUGGCCAGGGAAGUGGAAUUGGCCAGGGCAGCAGUAUUGGUUACGGUAUUGGCGGUGUUCGCCAGGGGAGCAUCAAGGGAGGCAGCAUUGGCCAGGGAAGUGGAAUUGGCCAGGGUAGUAGUAUUGGUCACGGUAUUGGCGGCAUUGGCCAGGGAAGUGGAAUUGGCCAGGGCAGCAUCAAGGGAGGCAGCAUUGGCCAGGGAAGUGGAAUUGGCCAGGGUAGUAGUAUUGGUCACGGUAUUGGCGGCAUUGGCCAGGGAAGUGGAAUUGGCCAGGGCAGCAUCAAGGGAGGCAGCAUUGGCCAGGGAAGUGGAAUUGGCCAGGGCAGCAGUAUUGGUCGCCGCAUUGGCCAGGGAAGUGGAAUUGGCCAGGGUAGUAGUAUUGGUCGCGAAAUUGGCGGCAUUGGCCAGGGAAGUGGAAUUGGCCAGGGCAACAGUAUUGGUCGCGGCAUUGGCCAGGGAAGUGGAAUUGGCCAGGGCAACAGUAUUGGUCGCGGCAUUGGCCAGGGAAGUGGAAUUGGCCGGGGCAGCAGUAUUGGCCACGGUAUUGGUGGCGUCGGCCAGGGCAGGGGAAUUGGCCAGGGCCCCGGUAUUGGUCAUGGUGUGGGCCAGGGCAGUGGAGUUGGCCAAGGUGUGGGCCAGGGCAGCGUUGUUGGCCAGGGCAGCAGUCAGGGCACCAGUAUUGGCCAAGGUGUGAGCCAGGGCAGCGUUGUUGGCCAGGGCAGCAGUCAGGGCACCAGUAUUGGCCAAGGUGUGAGCCAGGGCAGCGGACUGGGCCAGGGCAGUGGAAUUGGCCAAGGUGUUAGCCAGGGGAGCGUUGUUGGCCAGGGCAGCAGUCAGGGCACCAGUAUUGGCCAGGGUGUGAGCCAGGGCAGCGUUGUUGGCCAGGGCAGCAUUCAGGGCACCAGUAUUGGCCAAGGUGUGAGCCAGGGCAGCGUUGUUGGCCAGGGCAGCAGUCAGGGCACCAGUAUUGGCCAAGGUGUGAGCCAGGGCAGCGUUGUUGGCCAGGGCAGCAGUCAGGGCACCAGUAUUGGCCAAGGUGUGAGCCAGGGCAGCGUUGUUGGCCAGGGCAGCAGUCAGGGCACCAGUAUUGGCCAAGGUGUGAGCCAGGGCAGCGUUGUUGGCCAGGGCAGCAGUCAGGGCACCAGUAUUGGCCAAGGUGUGGGCCAGGGUAGCGGACGGGGCCAGGGCAGUGGAAUUGGCCAAGGUGUUAGCCAGGGCAGCGUUGUUGGCCAGGGCAGCAGUCAGGGCACCAGUAUUGGCCAAGAUGUGAGCCAGGGCAGCGUUGUUGGCCAGGGCACCAGUAUUGGCAAAGGUGUUAGCCAGGGCAGCGUUGUUGGCCAGGGCAGCAGUCAGGGCACCAGUAUUGGCCAAGGUGUGAGCCAGGGCAGCGGACUGGGCCAGGGCAGUGGAAUUGGCCAAGGUGUGAGCCAGGGCAGCGUUGUUGGCCAGGGCAGCAGUCAGGGCACCAGUAUUGGCCAAGAUGUGAGCCAGGGCAGCGUUGUUGGCCAGGGCAGCAGUCAGGGCACCAGUAUUGGCCAAGGUGUGAGCCAGGGCAGCGUUGUUGGCCAGGGCAGCAGUCAGGGCACCAGUAUUGGCCAAGGUGUUGGCCAAGGUGUGGGCCAGGGCAGCGGAGUUGGCCAAGGUGUGGGCCAGGGCAGCGGACGGGGCCAGGGUGUGGGUCAGGGCAGCGGACGGGGCCAGGGCAGCGGACUUGGCCAAGGUGUGGGUCAGGGCGGCGGACGGGGCCAGGGAAGCGGAAUUGGCCAAGGUGUGGGUCAGGGCGGCAGACGGGGCCAGGGAAGCGGAAUUGGCCAAGGUGUGGGUCAGGGAAGCAGCCAGGGCCCCGGUAUUUGUCAUGGUGUGGGCCAGGGCAGUGGAGUUGGCCAAGGUGUGGGCCAGGGCAGCGUUGUUGGCCAGGGCAGCAGUCAGGGCACCAGUAUUGGCCAAGGUGUGAGCCAGGGCAGCGUUGUUGGCCAGGGCAGCAGUCAGGGCACCAGUAUUGGCCAAGGUGUGAGCCAGGGCAGCGUUGUUUGCCAGGGCAGCAGUCAGGGCACCGUUAUUGGCCAAGGUGUGGGCCAGGGUAGCGGACGGGGCCAGGGCAGUGGAAUUGGCCAAGGUGUUAGCCAGGGCAGCGUUGUUGGCCAGGGCAGCAGUCAGGGCACCAGUAUUGGCCAAGAUGUGAGCCAGGGCAGCGUUGUUGGCCAGGGCACCAGUAUUGGCAAAGGUGUUAGCCAGGGCAGCGUUGUUGGCCAGGGCAGCAGUCAGGGCACCAGUAUUGGCCAAGGUGUGAGCCAGGGCAGCGGACUGGGCCAGGGCAGUGGAAUUGGCCAAGGUGUGAGCCAGGGCAGCGUUGUUGGCCAGGGCAGCAGUCAGGGCACCAGUAUUGGCCAAGGUGUGGGCCAGGGCAGCGGAGUUGGCCAAGGUGUGGGCCAGGGCAGCGGACGGGGCCAGGGUGUGGGUCAGGGCAGCGGACGGGGCCAGGGCAGCGGACUUGGCCAAGGUGUGGGUCAGGGCAGCGGACGGGGCCAGGGAAGCGGAAUUGGCCAAGGUGUGAGCCAGGGCAGCGGUAUUGGCCAAGGUGUGAGCCAGGGCAGCGUUGUUGGUCAGGGCAGCGUUGUGGGCCAGGGAAGCAGCCAGGGUACUGGUAUCGGCCAGGGUAGUGGACGAGGUCAGGGCAGUGGAAUUGGCCAAGGUGUGGACCAGGGCAGUGGAGUUGGCCAGGGAAGCAGCCAGGGCUCCGGUAUUGGUCAUGGUAUGGGCCAGGGAAGUGGACAGGGCCAGGGCAGCGGACGGGGCCAGGGUAGUGGUGUUGCUCAAGGUGUGGGCCAGGAUAGCGUAGUGGGCCAAGAUGGCGUAGUGGGCCAGGAUAGCGUAGUGGAUCAAGGUGUGGGCCAGGAUAGCGUAGUGGAUCAAGGUGUGGGCCAGGAUAGCGUAGUGGGCCAAGGUAGCAGCCAGGGCACCGGAAUUGGUCAUGGUGUUGGCCAGGGAAACAGCCAGGGCAGCAGUAUAGGCCAGGAAAGUUAAUGGGGAAGUGGUAUUGGCCAGGGAAGCAUUCGAGGGAAUUGUCAGGGAUGUGGUCAAGGAAAUGGUCAUGGGAAUUUUGCAUGACACUUACUGGAGAUCUUUUCCAAUUCAGUGCUCUAAACCAUUUAAGCAAACCAGGGAAAAGAUGCCAAGUGAAUGGUUUCUGUCUCUUCCCCCAACUACCACCAUCUCAAAUAAAAAACAAUUGCUUUA
This is a messenger RNA of Carassius gibelio (silver crucian carp), 4836 nucleotides long. RefSeq names its product fibroin heavy chain. NCBI's taxonomy places the organism in Eukaryota, Metazoa, Chordata, Actinopteri, Cypriniformes, Cyprinidae. Gene Ontology annotation, molecular function: peptidase inhibitor activity. The record is from RefSeq and is a predicted model, not a curated record. The transcript is spliced from 8 exons. Bases 112 to 4623 code for a protein of 1503 amino acids. Gene Ontology annotation, cellular component: extracellular region.